AUGCCGACCUUGGCCAUGCUUGGAUCCCGCACUACGCGGUGCGCCCGCACCCGCGCCCGCACCUGGCCGGCGCGCCUCAGAAGGGAUUCCCAUCGUCAGUACAGCGGCGCGUCUCAGCUUGGUCUGGCCGGCAUCCUCAACGUCCGCCCCGAGGUUGCCCACGCCGUGGCCACCAACCAGCCCGUCGUGGCUCUCGAGUCGACCAUCUACACUCAUGGCGCCCUGGGCCCCUUGCUGCUCGAGGACACUGUCCGCCAGCACGGUGCUGUGCCUGCCGUCUGCGGCAUCCUCGCCGGCGUGCCAACUGUUGGCCUCACCCCGGCCGAGGUCGACCGCAUGGUCCACGAAGGCGCAAGGAAGGCUUCGAGGAGAGAUAUCGCCUAUGUCGUCGGCAUGGGCCUUGCAGGGCAGCGGAUCCAUGCAGGGACCACAAUUGCCGGAACCAUGAUUCUGGCCAGACUCGCCGGUAUUCAUGUCUUUGGCACUGGUGGUCUCGGCGGCGUUCACCGUGGCGGCCACGACUCGCUAGAUAUCUCGGCCGAUCUUACCGAGCUCGGGAGAACUCGCGUCGCCGUCAUAAGCAGCGGCUGCAAAGGCUUUCUCGACAUCCCUCGCACUCUCGAAUUCCUCGAGACGCAGGGUGUUCUGGCUUCGACGUUUGCAGAUGGACGACAAGGUAAUGUCGACUUCCCGGCUUUCUGGGCUCGUGACAGCGGGACCAAGAGCCCUUUUGUAGUCCAGGACGAGCGGGAUGCUGCCGCCAUAAUCUUUGCCCAGGAGCAGCUCGGCGUCGAGUCUGGGCUUCUUUUCGCCAAUCCGAUCCCGCAGGAGCAUGCCAUCUCCAGGGAGGAUAUGGACGCUGCCAUCGGCACUGCCGUCCGAGAGGCCGAUGAGAAGGGCUUCUCUGGCGCAGCGAAUACCCCGUACAUUCUCAAAAGAAUAAGAGAGUUGACAGAUGGCCGCAGCGCGCCCGCUAAUGUUGCUCUUGUUCAGUCCAACGUGGCCAGAGCGGCAAAGGUUGCCGUGGAGCUCUCAAAGCUUCUCGACGGAAAAUUUGCCCAAGCCGACAAACUCUAUACCAUUCAGAGCGCUCCAGUCCCGGCAGUCAAGAAGGACACGGCUGAAGAAGCCGUGGCAGAGGUGCCCGAGUGCAUACAUGCUACGGCCGACAUUCUCGUUGCGGGGUCGAUAGCCCUCGACCUGAGCUGCGACUUCGCUGGUGGUGUCUCGGCCAGAGGCAGCCAGGCAGUCUCGCCCGCUCUUCAUACCUCGAACCCAGCUUCCAUCAACCAGUCCGUUGGGGGCGUUGGCCAUAAUGUGGCUCUCGCCGCGCACAAGGUCAGCGGGGAUGGAAAAGUCAGGCUCUGCAGCAUGGUGGGCGAUGAUAUAGCCGGUUCGACCAUUCUGUCAGCACUAGAAAUAUCCGGGCUCGACACAUCCUACAUUCGCAAACUCGGCCACGAGUACCCCUUUACAAGAACUGCACAGUAUGUGGCUGUCAACGAUACCAGCAAGAACCUCGUGGUUGCCAUGGCCGAUAUGGCCAUCUUCUCGCGCCACUCGUUCCCCGUGUACUGGAACUCGGCCGUGGCAGCCUCCAAGCCCAAGUGGCUCGUCGUGGACGGCAACUGGGCGGAAGCAGACAUUCAGACCUGGAUCCAGGCCGGCCGUAAGCAUGACGCCCGAAUCGCCUUUGAGCCUGUGUCGACGGCCAAGUCGGAGCGCCUCUUCCCGCCCCUAGCGCGCGAUGGGAGCAGUCCGAUGGGCUUUCCCCCUCACGCUAGCGUCGACCUGGCCACGCCAAACCAGCUCGAGCUCGCCGCCAUGCACGGAGCGGCGUCGCGCGGUGGGUACUUUGAGAGGCCGGGCUGGUUCGAAAUUAUAGACGCCUUCGGCAUGAUGGGAGCCCGAGACCGCUUUGUGAGGCUCACGUCUGUCGAGAUGACGGACGCCGGACUGCCCGUGCAGACAGUUCAGAUGCUGCCUUAUAUCCCAACCAUUGUCACCAAGCUGGGCGAAAGAGGCGCGCUGCUCACCUCGAUCCUCGCCCGCGACGACCCCCGGCUGCGUGACCCUGACUCGGCCCCGUACAUCCUGACCCGUAGCGUGAACGAUCACCCACACGUGGGCGGCGUCUACAUGCGUCUCUUUCCUGCCGUAGAGCGGGUGCAAGACGUGGUCUCUGUCAAUGGCGUCGGCGACACCUUCUUAGGCGUGCUGAUAGCAGGGUUGGCGCAAGGCGGACGUGUUGAGAACCUCAUUAAUGUGGCGCAGAAGGCAGCAAUUCUGUCGCUUAGAAGCCAAGAGGCAGUUAGUGUUGAGCUGGUAGGCCUGGCGAGAGAGCUGGAGGCAGCUGCUGCUGCCAGUUAG
Lasiosphaeria miniovina is the source of this 2370-nucleotide messenger RNA. Its product is annotated as Indigoidine synthase A like protein-domain-containing protein. The record is from RefSeq and is a predicted model, not a curated record. Gene Ontology annotation, molecular function: pseudouridylate synthase activity. The coding region runs from base 1 to 2370 and encodes 789 amino acids. Lineage: Eukaryota; Fungi; Ascomycota; Sordariomycetes; Sordariales; Lasiosphaeriaceae. The transcript is spliced from 5 exons.